Plasmodium yoelii is the source of this 1878-nucleotide messenger RNA. RefSeq names its product conserved Plasmodium protein, unknown function. The transcript has a single exon. Bases 1 to 1878 code for a protein of 625 amino acids. The record is from RefSeq and is a predicted model, not a curated record. NCBI's taxonomy places the organism in Eukaryota, Apicomplexa, Aconoidasida, Haemosporida, Plasmodiidae.
AUGACGGCAUUAAAUGAACUAAUACCAUUUCAUGAUUUUAUAACUGAGGUAGAAACAUCUCCUGUAUUUAAUAGCGGCCUUCGGAGUUGCGAAUUACUAUUAGAUGAUAAUGAUGGAGCUUUAGGCAUACAUCAAAUUUUCGAAAUAAAUAUAAAAGAUGAUGAUAAUGAAGAUAUAACAAUUGAAAUAGAUGAAGAACCUGAUCAAAGUGGCGCACAACCAAACGACGACGAAAGUGUUUCAAACGACAUUCCCGAUCCAAAUAUCAAUCAAGAAAUAAUAAAUUAUGUUUAUGAAAAUUUGCUAGAAAAAGGAAAAAACAAUGAAAACUCAUCGAAUAAUUUGGACCCAAAUGACAAAGUUGUAAAAAAAUUAAGGGCAACUUCAAAAAACGAAGAAUUAGAUGAUAAUGAUGAAAAAAAUGCUUCUCCUACCACAUCAAUGGAAGAAAUUCAAGAAAGAAAUUGUACUAUAAUAAAAAAAGACGAAAACAAACUUUCAUUACAAAGCCCCGUUUUAGUUGAAGGGAAAUGCUUCAUAUCAAAUGAUAGCAUUUAUUUUGUUUCAGCGUUCAGUCAAAUAUUAAAAAAUUCAUCGGUUGUUAGAGUAAAAUGUGAAUCAAUCCUAUCAACUAUAAAAGCACACAAAUUUAAUAUAAUUCCUAAAUCCCUUAAAAUAAAACCAGAUGAAACACAAUCAUUUUCGUUUACAAUAUUAUUAGAUAAAGACAAUACAUAUGAUUCGAUAUCCAACAUGAUACAAUAUCCAAUAAAUUCAAAACAAAAACUAGAAAUAAAUCCUAUAUCACACAAUAAAAAACAAACCAAAAACCAAAAUAACCAUCUAGAUUUAGAUCACAUAAAACCUUCUCCCCUAUUCUCGGAAAAUCUUUUAAUUACAAAGGAUAUUGAUAAUAUGAUAUCUAUGAAUUUAUAUCCCGACGAAAUUGAAUUAUUAGAAAAAAAAGAAUUUUAUACUGAUUUAAAAUAUGUAACUAGUCUAUAUAUAAAUAAAGAUUUUAAAGAUCUCUAUUAUAACGUAUUUUCGAAAAAUCAUCCAAAAAAUCCAUUAUAUGAACUUUCUCGCCAAAUGGAUUCACAAGGUAUUAAUUAUGACCAACUUAAUCAAUUACCUGAUACUAUACAAACUCCAUCUGGAUAUUCAUUUAAUCUUAAAUAUAGUGCAUCAUUGGAAAAAGUUAAACAACAGAUGUAUGCAUCAUUUAUGUUACCUUCAAGAGCAGAUAUUAAUGAAACUAUUAAAUUAUUUUUUUUUCAUGAUUGUAUAAUUUUACAAACACAAGUUAACUUUGUAACUAAAAUUCCAUUUCUUAGCUCUUUUCGCUUCGUCAUAACAGCUAUUAUACACGAUCUUCCUAGUGAAAAUUCUAGCGGAAAAAAGAAUACACAGAUAGACAUCUUGUAUGCCGCACAUUUUUUUAAACACACAUAUUUCGAAAACAAGAUAGUACCUGUCCUUUUGCCAUUAUUAGAAUCGAUUUGUUUAAAGUUUAAGGUACACAUAAAUGAAUGUAUACGGGACAUAUAUAAGGACAAAGCCUUCCGUGAAACACCCACCCAAAUUACUAAUAUAAACAAUAUUUUUAGAACAUCCACUACUACCGAUAACAGUAUUACCGAUAACAAUACUACCAAUAACAGUACUACCGAUAACAGUAGUUGUAUUACGAAUAAUCAAAAAUACAAACACCUUGAUGCUAAAAAUAAGACACUAGCUGGAUUCAAAAAUAAAAUAACAAAUCCCCAAAAUAAUAAAAUAGCCAUAAAAACGAAACACUUUGAAAAUAUCCUAGCCAAUUACAUAAACGAAGAAAUCCAUAUCAAUCCCACACUGACGACUUCCGACAAAAGUAACUGA